This is a messenger RNA of Oncorhynchus kisutch (coho salmon), 6501 nucleotides long. It is a transcript of the gene ap3b2, whose product is annotated as adaptor related protein complex 3 subunit beta 2. Gene Ontology annotation, cellular component: AP-3 adaptor complex; membrane coat. Gene Ontology annotation, biological process: vesicle-mediated transport; intracellular protein transport. The transcript has 29 exons. The record is from RefSeq and is a predicted model, not a curated record. The coding region runs from base 641 to 4255 and encodes 1204 amino acids. NCBI's taxonomy places the organism in Eukaryota, Metazoa, Chordata, Actinopteri, Salmoniformes, Salmonidae.
AUCGGUGCAGAGCAACACUGGAGAUCAGCGCCAGACGCCAAACCCUCGGAGAGGCAGACGGAGCUCCUUUCCCCAUGAGAGGAGCAAGAGAAGGAGCAGAACAGGAAGCGAAGGAGGAAAAAUAAAGGGAGGGAACUCCAUCCACGCCUUCUAUCCUCAGCACCUACUUGCUACUCACUGUGCUGUGCAGUCUACUGUUGCUUCACUGGACUCCCUUAGAAAGCCCUAGCAUAGCGGAGCGUACGGUUCACACGAGAAGAGCAACUGUAAGGCUGUGUUUCUUAAUGGUGUCAGAGGAAGCUGUCAGCACUCGUCAUCAUUAAGGCUUCAUCCAAGGCAAGACCUGACGCAUCAUUAUUUCCUCUUCAAAGGAAUAUCCAUAGUGAAUAAGUCAUUAUCUCCAGCUCAGUAGGACCAUCUCAAAGGAAGAUACCAAUAGUUUGGGCUUGUUGUUGAUGACUGUAUUCACCACAUUAGCUUCUGGAGAAUGAAAGUGGACACCCACUGUUGGAUCUACCUUCUCCAAUCCUCAUUCCAGUACCCCACAUCUACAGCUACGCCAUAUGGAAACGAUCUAAGGUUUUUUUGAGUUCUUCGGUCCAUAAGGUUGCGAUUGGGCUUCUUCUCUACGACGCUAGCCAUGACGCCCAUGCAAAAGCUCCUCCAGUUGCCGGUGAACGCGAUGAAUAUGGUGAAAACGGCGCAGGACCAGAUGGGGCAGCAGGAUGAGGCCAAAAGCCCUGUGAUGACCCCGGAUGGCGGAAACCAUAACUGGUACAACGGGGAGCCCAACGACCCGCGCCACAUCCGGUUUGGCAGCGGAGGUGGAGACCAGGAGGAGCGGGCCCACCUGGAGGAAGGGGGAGGCAGUUUAUCCAGCCUUGUGACCCAGCCUUUGCGACAUGAUGACUUGAAAGAGAUGCUGGACAGCAACAAAGACUCCCUGAAGCUGGAAGCUAUGAAGAGGAUUGUGGCUAUGAUCGCCAGAGGGAAGAAUGCCUCGGACCUCUUCCCAGCAGUGGUGAAGAAUGUGGCCUGCAAGAACAUCGAGGUGAAGAAGCUGGUCUAUGUGUACCUGGUGCGCUAUGCUGAGGAGCAGCAGGAUCUGGCUCUGCUCUCCAUUUCAACCUUUCAGAGAGGCCUGAAGGACCCUAACCAGUUGAUCCGGGCCAGUGCUCUGCGUGUGCUCUCCAGCAUCAGAGUCACCAUUAUUGUCCCUAUCAUGAUGCUGGCCAUCAAAGAGGCUGCCUCUGACAUGUCCCCCUAUGUGAGGAAGACGGCAGCUCACGCCAUCCCCAAACUCUACAGCUUGGACCCAGAGCAGAAGGACUGUCUGAUUGAGGUCAUUGAGAAGCUCCUGGCUGAUAAAACCACACUAGUGGCAGGUAGUGUUGUCAUGGCCUUUGAGGAGGUGUGUCCUGAGCGCAUAGACCUGAUCCAUAAGAACUACCGUAAACUGUGUAACCUGCUGAUCGACGUGGAGGAGUGGGGUCAGGUGGUCAUCAUCAACAUGCUCACUCGCUACGCCCGGACGCAGUUCCUCAACCCCAACAUGAACGAAUCCCUGUUGGAGGAGGGUGGUGGAGAGAAGGCCUUCUAUGGCUCUGAUAAUGAUGAUGACACCGAUGAUGAGGAAGACAAAGAGGAGAAGGAGAAGAAGAAGACUGAGGCGACUGCCAUUGUCAAGAGGAAGCCUUACGUCAUGGACCCAGACCACCGGCUACUGCUGAGGAAUACCAAGCCCCUACUGCAGAGUCGAAACGCAGCAGUGGUGAUGGCUGUGGCUCAGCUAUAUUUCCACCUGGCACCCAAAGCGGAGGUAGGCGUCAUUGCCAAGGCUCUGGUGCGCCUCAUGAGGAGUCACAGUGAAGUGCAAUAUGUCGUCCUUCAGAAUGUGGCAACAAUGUCCAUCAAGAGAAGGGGGAUGUUUGAGCCCUAUCUGAAGAGUUUCUACAUCCGCUCCACAGACCCAACCCAGAUUAAAGUCCUCAAGCUGGAGGUUUUGACCAAUUUGGCCAACGAGACAAAUAUAUCCACCAUCCUGAGAGAAUUUCAGACGUACAUUAAAAGCAAUGAUAAGGACUUUGUGGCAGCCACCAUCCAGGCCAUCGGCCGCUGUGCCACCAACAUUGGGGAGGUGAGGGACACCUGUCUCAACGGCCUGGUGCAGCUGCUCUCCAACCGCGAUGAGUUAGUAGUGGCCGAGUCGGUGGUGGUGAUUAAGAAGCUGUUGCAGAUGCAGCCCGAGCAGCACAGUGACAUCAUCAAGCACAUGGCCAAACUCACCGACAACAUCCAGGUGCCCAUGGCACGGGCCAGUAUCCUGUGGUUGAUCGGCGAGUACUGCGAGCACGUUCCCAAGAUCGCUCCGGAUGUCCUGAGGAAGAUGGCCAAGACCUUCACCAACGAGGAAGACAUCGUCAAGCUGCAGAUCAUCAACCUGGCUGCCAAACUCUACCUGACCAACUCCAAACAGACAAAACUGCUCACUCAGUACGUGCUGAACCUGGCCAAGUACGACCAGAACUAUGACAUUCGCGACCGGGCACGCUUCAUCCGCCAGCUCAUCGUGCCCACUGACAAGAGUGGUGCCCUCAGCAAGUAUGCCAAGAAGCUGUUCCUGGCCCUUAAGCCUGCGCCCGUCCUCGAAUCUCCAUUUAAAGAUCGAGACCACUUCCAGCUGGGCUCGUUGUCCCACCUACUGAAUGCCAAGGCCGGCGGCUACCAGGUGCUGCCUGACUGGCCCGAGGCCGCCCCAGACCCCUCUGUGCGCAACGUGGAGGUUAUUACGCUGCUUGAAAGAGUCACAACUUUAACCAGCGUGCCGGAGUGGACCAAGUGCAGCAGCCGUGAGAAAAGGAAAGAAAAGAAGGCGGACAAGCCAUUCUACUCUGACUCGGAGGGCGAGUCUGGCCCGACCGAGUCUGCUGACAGUGCCUCAGACACAGCCAGCGGCUCAGAGAGUGGCAGUGGCAGUGAGGAGAGCGGCUCGGGAUCCGAGAGUGAGGAGAGCAACGAGGAGUCUGAGUCUGCAAGCGAGGAGGACGAGGAGGAAGAGGGGAAGAAGAAAAAGAAGAAUGUGGAGAAGAUCAAAGCAAGGAAACCUGUUCCAGAAAGUGAAAGUGAGCCGAGCAGUGGAGAGGAUGUGAAGAAAAGCGAGAAGAAGAGCAAACCGCGGAUUGGUAGCUCCGAGUCAGAAUCCGAGGAGGACGACGAUAGUGAGUCAGAGAGCAGCGAGUCAGAGGAGGAGGAGUCAGAAGAGGAGUCAGAGGAGGAGACCAAGAAGAAAAAGAAGACCACAGCAUCUAAACCUCCAUCCAAACCACCCAAAAAAGAAAACAAGAAAGAAAAGAAAGAAAUGUCUCUGCUUGAUUUUGAUGACUUUGACCCCGCUCCAUCUCCGUCUCAAGUCACGCCCCUCAACAACUUCCUGUCCAGCAGCCUAGUGACAGAUCUGGAGGGCUUGUCCCUGACCGACAACGUUCUGUCCCCUACGACCAUCAUCCCAUCCGGCAAUCUGAAGACCUACGAGCUGCUCCACCGUAUCACCGGCGAGGGCCUGUCAGUGGAGUACUGCUUCAGCCGCCAGCCGUUCAGCCCCGACCCGCACAUGGUGGCAGUCAAAAUCCAGUUCACCAACAGCGCCACCUCCGAGGCCAAGAGCCUGCACGUGGAGGACGCCAAGUUGCAAUCAGGCAUGAGGAUCAAAGAGUUCCCUGAGAUCGAGGUGUUACCUGCGGGCGAGACUAUCAGCGUGGUGAUGGGCAUCGAUUUCUGUGAUUCCACACAGGCAGCCAACUUCCAGCUCUGCACUCACACCAGGAAGUUCUUUGUGUCGAUCCAGCCACCGGUUGGAGAGCUGAUGAUGCCAAUCUUUAUGACAGAAAAUGAGUUCAAAAAGGAGCAAGAGAUGCUAUUACAAAGUCUAGGUCAGUUGAUGGGCAUGAAUGAGAUCACAGAGAAGCUGACCCUGGAGGAGAAGUGUCAGGGCGAGCACGCUGUCGUUCAAAGGGUUACCACUGCCGCCAACCUCAGCCGAGUGCCCUGUGGCUCAGACAAGGAGUGCAGCCCUCCUGUACCUCCUCCCCCAUUUCCGAUUCACAGGUUCGCUGGGAAGACGGUGACCAGUGGCAGCCUUGUACUGGUCAGUGUGGUCACCAAAGAGGACGGGGCCGCCCAGCUGACGGUCAACUGUGAGAAAAUGGUGAUUGGCACGAUGUUGGUCAAGGACAUCCAUCAGGCCCUCACACAGUGAUGACCCCUAACUCUUGAUCCCUGACCUUUGACCCCAGCAAUUUCCUUCCUCUCCUACAGCUCGGUUCUGUCUCCCUUUGCUCACUCACAUACAUACAACCACACAUUCAUCCACUCCCAUUCCAAAUACCCCAAUACUUAGAGUCCUCUUUCUCUUCCUUAAGAUACUGGUAGUCUGAUAAGAAUAUGUAGAAGACAGGUUUGAUCCAUCGCUCAAUUGAUAUUCUCCAUGUAAUGCAGGUUUCAAACAAAUUAUGAUGAUUUUUUACUUAUACGAGAGACGCAAAUCUGGGGGAAAUAAUAGGCCCCACUUUGACUUUUAAAAUCACUUCCUACGAACCGUCGUAACAAAUUACAGAAUGGCAUUACUGUACACGAUUUGUAAAGACAAUAAGUCAUUAAGAAUCAUCCCACUGAUCAAAUAAAAUCUGUGACGGCGUUGAAUCAACAUGGAAAACUGAUUGGAUUUGCAAAAAGUAAUCAACGUAAGGGAUUUUUUUUUUUCACACAACUUUUAACCUAUAUUUGUUUGUUGAUUUCACAUUGAAUUCAUGUUAACUCAAAAAUGUUUUAAUCAAAACUAGACAUUGAACUGAGGUCAGUGCCCAGUGGGAUGUUUAUCCUAACCAAAACUAGACAUUGAACUGAGGUCAGUGCCCAGUGGGAUGUUUAUCCUAACCAAAACUAGACAUUGAACUGAGGUCAGUGCCCAGUGGGAUGUUUAUCCUAACCAAAACUCCUCCUUAUCAUUUGUCAUGACUGCUGUAAAGGUUUGACAUGCUCUCUUUAGCCAUAUCUACGAAUGGCUCAUGAUGUAUAGUACAUUAUUGUCUGAACUAAAGACUGCGAGUCCUCACCUAUACUCUUGCUAUACUUGUUUCGGCCAAGCGCAAAUGUACUAUGUAGAAAACACCAUGCCUUUUUAAAAAUGUAGUGUGGUACCAUUACCAACAUUACUUAGGUACAGUAACAGGGUAUAUCAUCAUCAAUAAAAAAGUGGUCACUCCUCAAUUUACUUUGGUCUGCUGAAUGUUCAAUGAAGUCCCCUUUUGAAUAGUGUAGUUCUCUAUUCUCAAUCUCUACCGCCUGGCCCGCUAAAUGUCAUACACAUAGAAUAGAUGUUAUUGAGUGGGAGUCCUGCAGUUGAAAAUGAUACACAGUAAACGUGAUUGAAUGCAUUGCAAUAUUUAAUACAAAAUCUAAGGUCUGUGUUAGUGUGUGUCUGUGUCUGUGUGUAUGAAUGAUUUCCAAACAUGACAAUGUUAAAUCAUCAUGGCCCAAGGCAAACUGUUCUGUAAUCAGCAUCUAUCUGUGUUUUCCUGCCUUUCCAAUGACUUUUGCAUAUACUUACUGUAUUUCCAGUAUAGGUUAACCAUGCUAUAUUUAAAAGUGGUUUCUAUCAUGCUAUAAACCCACUGAUGUUGUCAUAAUGAGACCUACGGAAAUGGGAUCCUAAGGAAACUGCACUAUGGGUCACACCAGGUAAAGGGCCUUGCUCUGUAUCGGGGAGACACGUGAUAUGAUAUAACAUAACCCACCUGCAUAUCUGCGAGCUGCCUUCGUGACAUAAGUGAUGUUAUUUAUUUAUUUGUUUCAAUUUUUUUUUGCCAUAGGAACAUGUAUUUGUAUCGUCACACCAAAGGAGUUCAAUACAGCAAGCAUCAAUAACAGUUAUCAUAGAAAGUUGGAGAGUGAAAGAAAAGGGAAAAUGACAGCAGUUUUUUACUCCUUGAAAUUUGAAUUGUUUUAUUUGUUCAGUAUCGCACUGGUAAAUCUUUCAAGCUUGUGAACUUAAUUCACAGGUUUGUGGAGUCAUGACACCAUCAAAGAACAAAUCAUUUAAGUUGAAUAUACAUGUAAUUUCAAAUUCAUUUUACUACUGGUAUGCAGACAAUUUGAGGACAUAAUUUGCUUAACUCAUACCAUUGACCUUAUGAAAAGUACCUUAUUGAAAGUACUGUUAAACGUGGCAGUGGUCUAUUAUUUCCUCCCCUAAAAUACAAAGCUAUAUAUAACUUUAAAUGGUUAAACCUUUCUCUCAAAAUGAAAACUUUGCAAUGAAUUUAAGAUAAUAGUGGAUGGAGCAAUCAUUUAAAGGGUAUUGUUAUUUUAAUGCACACUCGCUUUCUCUUUCUGAUGUCAUGAUUAUGGUCUACCAUAUCUUCUGUGUGGUUAUGAAAUAAUGUGAUGUUUAAGCUUUUAUUUAUUAUUCAAAUGAAAAUAAUGAAAUAAAACGGAUGAAAUGUG